ACCGCCAUUUGGCGCCCCAGGUAUUGAAUAGACCAACGCAAUUCGCAAGCCGAAGGUGAGAGGUUCCCCAAUUUCUCUGUCGCCCCUCUUUCUCUUCCCCCCAAUUUUCGAGUCUCGUCGGAGCCGACAAUGGCGUCGCAGCCCAGUCACUCCUCCGACAGGGAGGCUGUUCUAAGGAAACAGAACAGAGGACCCCCGUUCAAGUAUUUGGUCCCUCUGGUGUACGCCCCCGUUCUUCCUCUCAUCAGGAUUGGGCUGCGUAAGAAUCCGGUGGUGAGGGACAGACUGUUCACUCUUGUACUAGCUGGGGCGUUCGCUCAUGGGUUCUUCUUGGUAACGGAUCUGUACGACGUCGAGAGCAAGUGAAUCAGCAGGCUGAGAUUGACUGAGAAGCAAGGACAGAACACUACUGCAUAUUCAUCUCGCAAGUUUCAGCAGUCCGGUGAUCUUGGUGCCUUGUAAGUGGCAGGAACUGUCUGCUAUGGUAAAUGAAAUUCAUUUUUGGCAUACGGGGUUGUAACUUGUCUUCUUUCCCUUACAUGAGAAUGACGUUUCUUACGAAUAAUUGAUAUAAGCCAUUUUUCACCUAAUACUCCCCUACUAUAUCUAUAUUACAAUUGCUGGAAAAGUUAGUUGAAGUGUUGCUGUCUGUAUCUUGGUGGGACUUCUCAUCAUGUGCAAUCUAUGGGAAAAUCCGUUCCAACC
Molecule: messenger RNA, 705 nt
Organism: Punica granatum (pomegranate)
Lineage: Eukaryota; Viridiplantae; Streptophyta; Magnoliopsida; Myrtales; Lythraceae
Source: RefSeq, a predicted model, not a curated record